AUGGAAGAAAGAGGGUACCAAGACUUACUUCCGGUGAUGGCGGAGAAGCUAGACAUAGCCACCUUCAUGGAGGAGCUAUGUGGCGGUUUUCGGUUGCUGGCGGACGAGAAGAUAGGGCUGAUAUCACCGGAAAGUUUGAGAAAGAAUUCAAGGUUUCUGGGAAUGGAAGGUAUGAGCAAGGAAGAUGCAGAAGGUAUGGUGAUGGAAGGAGAUCUUGAUGGAGAUGGGUUCUUGAAUGAAACUGAGUUUUGCAUACUGAUGGUCAGACUUAGCCCAGAAAUGAUGGAAGAUGCAGAGAUGUGGCUUGAGAAGGCCAUUGAAGAUGAGAUCAAGAAAGCCCCUGGACGUCCAUCAUCAGAUAAUGAAAAUUUAUGUUGA
Molecule: messenger RNA, 378 nt
Organism: Lactuca virosa
Lineage: Eukaryota; Viridiplantae; Streptophyta; Magnoliopsida; Asterales; Asteraceae
Source: the annotation of a GenBank genome assembly